Cephus cinctus (wheat stem sawfly) is the source of this 2121-nucleotide messenger RNA. Its product is annotated as G-patch domain and KOW motifs-containing protein. The record is from RefSeq and is a predicted model, not a curated record. The transcript has 5 exons. Gene Ontology annotation, biological process: mRNA splicing, via spliceosome. NCBI's taxonomy places the organism in Eukaryota, Metazoa, Arthropoda, Insecta, Hymenoptera, Cephidae. Gene Ontology annotation, cellular component: spliceosomal complex. The coding region runs from base 393 to 1769 and encodes 458 amino acids. Gene Ontology annotation, molecular function: nucleic acid binding.
CCCUAUCGGAACAUGACAGCUUGCUAAUGUGGAAACUCCAAUUGGAUAUAUCGUGACCUUUGAUUUAUUAAUAUCUACUGCAGUUCAGCUCUCGAUAAGUUACUUUGUUAAAAUAGUGCCUGCAUAUUGAACAUUGUAUAUUAAGAAAAUUCUUUAACUUAAAACCAGCCUGUGUUGACCCAGGGCAUUUGUAAAAAUGAUAUUUUUAUUUCUCUUUUUAUUCAUGAUUCACAAUAAACGAAGCCUGUGUCUUGAGGCGGCAUCGCUUCAAUCGAAUAACUGGUUAUAGCAGAUUUUCGGUAAUGACUUACUUGCGCACGCAUAUCUAUGUUUUUGUAUUUCAGGACUGAACGUACGACAGUUUGCAGUGGUAAAGCACAGUCUGUGUAAACAUGGCUGACGAUGGAAAGAAGAUUUCAUUUGGAUUUUCAAAAUCCAUUAAAAAGACAGCCCUGAAAGUUAUACCACCACUGGAACAAAAGAAAGUCGACUUCAUCGAGUGUCUUGAUGAGAAAGCCAUCAAAGUAAUUGGUGGAGAGGAAAAAAAAGAUGAACCACUCGUCAUUCCUAUGCUAGGUUCUAAAACUUGGCACGAUAGGAUUAUUAAUAAAAUCGAUGCUGACGUAUUUGAACCUAAAACUAAACCAGUAGAAAAUGGGACUGUUCCACAAAUUAAUAUUAAACAAGAACCUACUGACGAAGUUUUAAACAGCGAUGUACCUAUGCCAGACACAGUGGUUCCCUCCAUAGAACCAACUGCUCAAGUUAAAAUGGAAACUGGUGAUGUACAUAGUGAAUCACCUAAAACAUUAGAGGAACAGGCAGCUCAAGAGAUAAUUGAAGAUCUCAAAUCAAAAGAUACGAAAGUAGAGAAGCCUAAUGUUUUAACAGUAUCCGUUGGAGAGAGUCAAUCACUCAAAGGACAGGCAGAGUCGACACUGGAGGACUAUGAACAAAUUCCGAUAGAUGCUUUUGGACUAGCCAUGUUACGUGGUAUGGGUUGGCAUCCAGAUAAAGGAAUUGGUAAAAAUGAAAGGGUAGUAUCAGCAGCAUUACCUGAAUUGAGACCAAAAGGUAUGGGUCUUGGAGCAGACAAAGUAACUUUACAAAAACAAAAUGGAACACCUAAAACUAAGGAAGAAGAAGACUUGAAACUUGUUAAGGGAGCAUUUGUAAAAAUAAUUGCGGGAAAACAAAGCAAUAAUUAUGGUCAAAUUGAGGGACUCGACGAUGACGCUGGAAGACUAAUUGUAAAAAUGGCUCUUGGAGAGAAUACGUUAUCCGUCAAUGAAUUCAUGGUUCAACCAGUAACCAAAGCAGAGUAUUCAAAAAAUGCUAAAGUUUUGAAUGCUACAAAGUACGAGGAAUACAAAAAUAAAGAAGAAACGUCAAAGGUUAUUCAAGUAUCUAGCGAUGAUGAAAAUGAUAAGAAGACAGAGAAAUUGGAUAAUAAAAGAGAGCGUAAGAAAGAAAAAUUGAAAAAGCAUGAACGCUCCACUGAUACAGAGAGCAGUACCGAAAGGAAGUCAAGAAAAAGGAAGAGUAACGACAACAGCGAAGAGGAGAAAGAAAAAAAAUCAAAGAAAUCCAAAAAGUCCAAAAAACACAAAAGACAAGACAGUUCUUGCGAGAGAUCCAGUAGAAAGAAUAGAAAGAAAGACAAGGAACGUGAAAAAAGAAAAGACAAGAGAACGGGAUACUCAGAUUCACUGGACCGAAGAAAACACAAGAAGCACAAGAAGUCACGUUCCAGAUCGCCCCGGAAAUAAUGAUUAAUUUUUUUUUAAAUUAUAACUGACGCCAACGUGUCAUUUUAUUUUUACGCUUUUAUAAUAAAACUUACCUGAUAAAAUAUUGUUCCGAAAAUUAAAAAAAACUUGUAAAUAUUUUAAUUACUUUUAAUUAGUAUCCAAAAAUUCUAAGAAAUAACAAAGAACUUGAAGAAUCUGGAAAAAAAAUCUCAAUCUUAGUUUUUGAAAGAACUUCACAUUAAAUUGAUUAAACUCAAUACUACCUAUAGGUAUGGAUCACGAAUCCUUGACGUGAUUGCUCCUAUCUUUCUAAGAUUAAACGCACAUUUUAUAUUAAAAGAGCGCAAUAAAGGAUAUCAUGUUCUGCUUA